This is a messenger RNA of Pseudogymnoascus destructans, 1368 nucleotides long. RefSeq lists its product as uncharacterized. Lineage: Eukaryota; Fungi; Ascomycota; Leotiomycetes; Thelebolales; Thelebolaceae. The coding region runs from base 1 to 873 and encodes 290 amino acids. The transcript is spliced from 2 exons. The record is from RefSeq and is a predicted model, not a curated record.
AUGCGACCUCCCGGAGGCCCACAGGAAGAACCGCAGGUACUGGCUCCAAUGAAGGGACUCGAUCUAGUGGCACCAGCCAUGAAUGAGGCUCCUGAACCAUCCUCUCAGUCUUACGCAUGUCUGGAUGUCAUUUCCUUUGAUAACUUCGUGACCCCGCGCCUCAAGCACUUUGGCGGCAUCGAUGGCGAAGUACGCAAUGAGCCAGAGGGUGCUGGAGAGGGCCUGACGAUUUUCACCGACUUACCUAUGCCAAUACGGGAAGAGCCUAUUGCGAUUGGGACACCUUCAAAACCCCGUUCUAAGACCCUGAAAAUAAUUGACAUUUGGGGCAAAUCCCCUGAACCCCGGAACUCGAAACCUACUACAGAAGAUAGCAAAAAAGGAAACACAAACAAAUCUGAUUUCAGGGAUCUGCGACUGGCUACGAGCUACACGAAAAGAGAAAUGGACCGUGUGCACGGAGUGUCUUCCUUUGAAAGUGGCAGCAGGCCUAAUCUUACACGUUCUAUGCUUUACAACUGGCAUUUACUCAGGAUGGACAAUAUACGAAUACUGGAUCCGCUCUGGGAAGGCUUUCGAGGCUCCGCUCAUGACUACGAACUUCUCAAACUUCUGGCCCAGACUCAUGAACAUCAACGAUGGUGGCUGAUUGUUGUUGACGACUUCGCCUGCCCCCAGUGUGUUGACGAACUCCGUCUCCAACGAAUGCAUCCAAGAUCCCUAGGAAAGGCUAUAAAUAGUUUGAAGUCUAGAUGUACCAGACAUUCCCAUUGCGAUGGUGGUCGUUGCAAAGUCAUAUGCACUCACACACACGGUGAGUGCAACAAGGUAACCAACAAAGCCAUCCUGGACAAAAGCACUCUGACACGAUGAAAGGUCACCCAGUUCUUCUCCAGGUUAGGCAGAGACAACUCAAAUCGCAUGCGAAACAUUGUCUUCGAAACCCGAGAUGACCUACUCCCCGAUGCCGAUGUCCUUGUUUCCGUUGCCCACAAUGUCGGCCGCUACUUUCCUGAUGUCCAGAAUCUCGAGAUCAACUUCCACUUUGGCGACAGGUACCUUGACAGAGACGUAUGGACUCGGAUCUUGUGCGCCUGUCGCCGCUUGGAACAAUAUCUGCCAAAAGGCCAGCACUUGCGCGUCAGAGGGAUUGAGAAGCAUACAGAGAUGCAGAAUGACUGGACCAGGCAGGGUAGGAAGUGGCACGAAUAGGAAAUCAGAACUAGAGCCUCAAAUGGAAGUGACAAAGUUCAGAAAUACAUUACUUGAUAUCCUACAAAUCGAGAAUAUUCAGCAUUAUCAUCUUGGUAGAAAUGCAUGGUGAUGAUUAAUAAUAACCUUGUCUCGGCAUAAGUUAUAACUAUAAGC